Molecule: messenger RNA, 1104 nt
Organism: Prunus armeniaca (apricot)
Lineage: Eukaryota; Viridiplantae; Streptophyta; Magnoliopsida; Rosales; Rosaceae
Source: the annotation of a GenBank genome assembly
AUGGAGACAGAAUUGAAGGUUAAAGAAGAAAUAAAAAGGCUAGUUAAAGCAGGCUUUAUCAGACCAGCCAUUUAUACUGAUUGGUUGUCCAACAUUGUACCAGUUCUUAAAAGAAAGACAGGAGCAGUCAGGGUUUACGUGGACUAUAGGAACCUAAACAAGGCAUCUCCCAAAGAUGAAUACCCCAUGCUAAUGGCAGAUAUGCUAGUAAAUGGAGUUGCUCAUAACCAAAUGCUAUUAUUCAUGGAUGGCAAUGCCAGCUACAAUCAAAUAAUGGUGGCAGAAGAGGACAUCCACAAAACUGCUUUCAUGUGUCCAGGACAUGUACGCGCAUUUGAAUACGUUGUAAUGUCUUUUGGCUUGAGAAAUGUUGGGGCUACCUAUCAAAGAGCGAUGAAUUCUAUGUUCCAUGACAUGAUAGGCCAUUCCCUAGAAGUAUACAUAAAUGAUGUGGUGAUUAAGUCUCUAGAAAAGGGAAAUCAAGUGUCUAAUUUGAAGGCAGCUUUCCUAAGAAUGAGACAACACAAGUUGAAGAUGAACCCCAAGAAGUGCGUCUUUGGGGUUCAAGCUGGCAAUUUCUUGGGAUUCUUGGUUCAUCAAAGGGGUAUAAAGAUUGACACGAACAAAGCGAAAUCUAUUAUAGAAGCAUUGCCACCUCAGAACAAGAAAGAACUACAAAGUCUCUUGGGGAAUAUCAACUUUCUCAGAAGGUUCAUAUCCAAUUAUGCCGGGAAAAUCCAGCCAUUUAGAUGGGAAGAACAACACCAACAAGCUUUUGAGGAAAUCAAACAUUACCGCUCUAGUCCCCCAGUUCUGUCUUCACCCAAUAGGGGCAGACCACUCAAAUUAUAUGUCUCUGCAUCGGAAGUAUCUAUUGGGAGCCUUUUGGUUCAAGACAACAAGAAAGGGAAGGAGCAUGCAGUCUAUUACCUGAGCAGAACUCUGACAGAAGUGGAAAGAAAGUACUCUGCGAUUGAAAGGUUAUGCAUGGCUUUGUACUUCACUACCAUAAAACUCAGACAUUACAUGUUAUCCUUUACCAUUUACAUCAUUGCCAAGACAAUACAUGCUCACACGGCAAAUGUUGAGAGGCAUAAUAGGUAA